Nerophis lumbriciformis (worm pipefish) is the source of this 1816-nucleotide messenger RNA. It is a transcript of the gene st8sia3, whose product is annotated as ST8 alpha-N-acetyl-neuraminide alpha-2,8-sialyltransferase 3. The record is from RefSeq and is a predicted model, not a curated record. Lineage: Eukaryota; Metazoa; Chordata; Actinopteri; Syngnathiformes; Syngnathidae. Gene Ontology annotation, molecular function: alpha-N-acetylneuraminate alpha-2,8-sialyltransferase activity. Gene Ontology annotation, biological process: oligosaccharide metabolic process; N-glycan processing.
CCUCGAUUCCGCAUGUUUACGUAACAAGAGUCGGUACCGGUGUCUUCGUUAAAGACACACCGAAUACAGACACUAUUUUCCGGCUUCUCCCCCCCGCCAUCGUCCUUAUGUCGUGUUCCGAGACAAGCCAGCGUCCUCCGUGACGAUGACGCCGCGUCGCGUCCUCUUCCCCCUCCUUCGUGUCCGAGUCUCCUCGGCUCUCCUCCGCGGCAUCUUCGUCCCGGGCCUGGCCGCCCACUGAUGCUGUGAUCCGGGGCAAGAGAGGCAGCAUGGUGCGCAUCGCCAGCGCGCUGGGGCUCAUCAUGUUCAGCGUGGCGCUGCUCAUCCUGUCCUUCAUCAGCUACGUGUCCAUCAAGAAGGACUUCCUUCUCGGAACACCCCGAUACGGACCGAACGGGGGACCCAGGAUGUACAUGUUCCACGCCGGGUAUCGUGAAAGGCCGCCUCGCAAACCUGACCUGAGCUCCCAGCUGGCACUCAAGCAUCUGGAUCCAGCUUUCACGCCUCUCGUCGACGCUCUUAGCGAGGACCUGCAGAACUCCUCUAAAUGGAGGUAUAACAGCACAGCUUUCACCCAACAGAGGAAGGAGAUCUCUCAGUACAUCGACAUUCCUCACAACUUCUCCCUGACACACAACUCAGUCCGCGUCGGCCAGCUGAUGCACUACGACUACUCCAGCCACAAAUACGUCUACGCCAUCGGCGAGAACUUCCGCUCUCUCCUCCCGGAGGUUUCGCCCGUUCUUAACAAGCACUACAACGUCUGCGCGAUCGUGGGCAACAGCGGCAUUCUCACCGGCUCGCGAUGCGGCGCCCAGAUUGAGAAGUUCGACUUUGUCUUCCGCUGCAACUUUGCCCCCACAGAGCUAUUUAAGAGGGAUGUUGGACGGCGCACCAACAUGACAACUUUCAACCCCAGUAUCUUAGAAAAAUACUACAACAACUUAUUGACGGUGCAGGACAGGAAUAACUUCUUCCUGAGCUUGAAGAAGCUGGACGGUGCCAUUCUGUGGAUCCCGGCGUUCUUCUUCCACACAUCAGCCACCGUGACCAGGACACUGGUGGACUUCUUCGUGGAACAUCGGGGUCAGCUGAAGGUCCAGCUGGCCUGGCCUGGAAACAUCAUGCAGCACAUAAACAACUACUGGAAAACCAAACAACUGUCGCCAAAGCGCCUGAGCACCGGGAUCCUGAUGUACACGCUGGCGUCUUCGGUCUGCGACCAGAUCCACCUGUACGGCUUCUGGCCCUUCGGGUGGGACCCCAACACGGGGAGGGAGCUGCCGUACCACUACUACGACAAGAAGGGCACCAAGUUCACCACCAAAUGGCAGGAGGCGCAUCAGCUCCCCGCCGAGUUCAAACUCCUCUAUAAGAUGCACACCGAGGGACUGCUGAAGCUCAGCCUCUCCCACUGCGCUUAGACGUGAGACCGCGGGAGCGGCUGGACUAUCUCGCUUGCGAUCUUCCAUGGGGUAUGGUCACUAAUACGUGUGCUUUUCACAACAGUGUGAUCUUGGCAGUACAGUUUACUGUUUUAGCACGAGAUUGCUGUUUCCGAAAGCUAUCAAGCUGUGUCAAGUCAGUCCAGGCACACAAGGACUGCAGAUGUUGGAGCCAACCAGGUAUGUUGCCUGAUGGUGUCUUAAUGUUGACACGACAACCUAACCUAAAAACUAGAGUGCAUGGUCUUUUUUGUUCAAAUGUUGGACCUAAAGGGCCAUUCCACCCAAUAUUGCUUGUUGUAACUCGUUCAAAGUGAACUUACCGUAUUUUUCGGACCAUAGGGCGCAUUAAAGGGGUCAUAUUAUGAUUG